AUGGACAAGAAGCAGGAGGAUGUUGGCGGCGUCGCCCAGAUCGACAAGACCACCGUCUUCCAGGAUGCCCGCGCCUUCAACCAGAGCCCCAUUUCCCCACGGAAGUGCAGAGUGAUCCUCACCAAGCUCGCGCUGCUGCUGUUCACGGGCGAGAGCUGGGGACGCCAGGAAGCCACGACGCUGUUCUUUGGCAUCUCGAAGCUGUUCCAGAACAAGGACGCGUCGCUGCGCCAGAUGGUCUACCUGGUCAUCAAGGAGCUCGCCGGCUCUGCUGACGAUGUUAUCAUGGUCACCUCGUCCAUCAUGAAGGACGUCUCCGUCGGCAGCGACGUCGUAUACCGCGCAAACGCUAUCCGUGCCCUGUGCCGCGUCAUCGAUGCCUCCACCGUACAAGCCAUCGAGCGUCUCGUUAAGACGUGCAUUGUCGACAAGAACCCCUCGGUAGCCUCGGCCGCUCUCGUCUCGUCGUACCACCUCCUCCCAGUCGCCAAGGAUGUCGUUCGUAGGUGGCAGUCGGAGGCAGCGGAGGCAGCGUCUGGAUCCAAGUCAGGCGGCUUCUUCGGUGGUUUCGGCGGCAGCUCCCAGACUGCUCUACAGGCCAGCACAAACUACAUGACGCAGUACCACGCCAUUGGUCUGUUGUACCAGAUGCGCUCUGGCGACCGAAUGAGCUUGGUCAAGAUGGUGCAGCAGUACUCGGCUGCCGGUGUCGUCAAGAGCCCAGCUGCCACAGUUCUGCUCGUCAGGCUGGCUGCCAAGUUGGCUGAGGAGGACCCCAACCUCCGCAAGCCCAUGAUGCAACUCCUCGACGGCUGGCUGCGCCACAAAUCCGAGAUGGUCAACUUCGAGGCUGCAAAGGCCAUCGCCGACAUGCGCGACGUUACCGAUGCCGAGCUCGUCCAAGCCGUUCACGUCCUCCAGCUGUUCCUCACAUCGCCCCGCGCCGUCACAAAAUUCGCUGCGCUCAGGAUACUGUCGCAGAUGGCUUCGUUCAAGCCUGACGCUGUUCGCACCUGCAACCAGGACAUCGAGUCGCUCAUCACCAACUCCAACCGCAGCAUCGCUACCUUUGCCAUCACCACACUGCUCAAGACGGGCAACGAGUCGUCGGUCGACAGGCUGAUGAAGCAGAUUACCGGCUUCAUGGCCGAGAUCACAGACGAGUUCAAGGUCACUAUCGUGGAGGCCGUCCGCACACUGGCCCUGAAGUUCAAGGCCAAGCAGUCCGGCUUCCUGGCUUUCCUCAGCGGUAUUCUGCGCGACGAGGGAGGCUAUGACUUCAAGCGAUCUGUUGUCGAGGCUAUCAUGGAUCUGAUCCGUUUUGUCCCCGAGGCCAAGGAAGACGCCCUCGCAACUCUAUGUGAGUUCAUCGAGGACUGCGAGUUCACUAAGCUUGCUGUCCGUAUUCUCUUUGUGCUCGGUCGCGAAGGUCCCUCGACACCUCACCCCACCAAGUACAUUCGAUACAUCUACAACCGUGUGGUUCUUGAGAACGCCAUUGUUCGUGCUGCUGCCACCUCCGCGCUGUCCAAGUUCGGUGUGGGCCAGAAGGAUCCUGAGAUCAAGAAGUCGGUGCACGUUCUCCUCACCCGCUGUCUCGACGAUGUCGACGACGAAGUCCGUGAUCGUGCCGCCCUGAGUCUCCGUUUGAUGGACCAGGAUGACGACAUGGCAGUCAGCUUCAUCCGCAACGACUCGAUGUUCUCUCUGCCCGUUCUCGAGCACCAGCUGGCGAUGUACGUCAGCUCCGACUCCCGCGACACCUUUGAGACUGCCUUCGACAUCUCCAAGAUCCCCACCGUUUCACGCGAACAGGCAGAUGCCGCCGAUCUCUCCAAGAAGACACAAGACGCCACACCGACCAUCAAGGCUCCCAGCGCCGCGAAGGCUCCCGCGAAGGGUGGUGCCGAGGCAGCUGCGGCGAUUGCGAACAAUGCUCAGAAGUACCAGGAAGAACUGCAGAAGAUCCCAGAGCUUGCAGCACACGGUGGCGUCCUCAAGUCAAGCGACGUUAUCGAGCUCACCGAGACCGAGACCGAGUACGUUGUCACGGCCGUCAAGCACAUCUUCAAGGACCACAUUGUCCUUCAGUACGACAUCAAGAACACGCUUCCCGACACGGUCCUCCUCGAUGUCGAGAUGGUUGUCACGCCAGAGGACGAUGGCGACGUGCAGCUAGAGGAAGAGUUCCUCAUCCCAGCACCGAAGCUUGCCACAAACGAGCCUGGCACAGUCUACGUCUCGUUCAAGCGUCUUGAGACAGAAUCGCAGUUUAUCGCCACCACCUUCACCAACGUGCUCAAGUUCACAAGCAAGGAGAUUGACCCGAGCACAAACGAGCCCGAGGAGGGUGACGGGUAUCCUGACGAGUACCAGGUUGAGGAUCUGGACCUCAACGGUGCUGACUACGUUGUCCCCGCGUACGCUGGCAGCUUCGACAACGUGUGGGAGCAGGCGAAUGGCGACUCUGCAACGGAGACGCUACAACUGAGUGAGAUCAAGAGCUUAUCAGACGCAACAGAACAGCUCACCAAGACUCUGAGCCUGCAGCCACUCGAGGGCACAGACGUCGCACUCUCGACGACGACACAUACGCUCAAGCUUUACGGAAAGACAAUAAGUGGCGGCAAGGUUGCGGCGAUGAUCAGGAUGGCGUUCAGCGCACGGACAGGUGUUACGAUGAAGAUCGAUGUCAGGAGUGAGGAGGAGGGUGUUGCGGCGCUGGUAGUCGGCAGCGUAGCAUGA
Molecule: messenger RNA, 2745 nt
Organism: Didymella exigua CBS 183.55
Lineage: Eukaryota; Fungi; Ascomycota; Dothideomycetes; Pleosporales; Didymellaceae
Product: Coatomer, gamma subunit
Exons: 3
Coding region: 1-2745 (914 amino acids)
Biological process (GO): endoplasmic reticulum to Golgi vesicle-mediated transport; intracellular protein transport; protein secretion
Cellular component (GO): endoplasmic reticulum; COPI vesicle coat; endoplasmic reticulum-Golgi intermediate compartment
Molecular function (GO): structural molecule activity
Source: RefSeq, a predicted model, not a curated record